AGGGGACGGGUGGGAGUGGGGAGUUCUCAUUUGGAGGGGCUGAUAGACAGCUAAGUGGAUGGGGCGGAGCCGUGGAUCAGGCGGAUCUCAACUGGAAGGGGUGGAGCCUAACAAUGGAGACACAGCAGAGGCGGGGCUUGUCGCAGAUGGGUGGGGCUUUGCCAUAGUGGGGAUUCAGGACCCAGAGUGAAGACGACGGGUUGGCCUGUAGUUAAGUCCUAUUGGGUGGGGUUUGCGACCGAGGCGGGGCUUGAUACUGGACCGGAUGAAUUGAGAUUGCCGCCGGGUCAGGUGGAGCUGGUUAGCACUGGAGGCGGGGCUUGCGGUUAGCCUGGAGGGGUGUGGCUUGUUGCUAUGUCGAGUAGGGUAGGGUUUUGCCAUUGGCCGGACAGGGAUGGGGCUAGCUUCUGGGCGGAGCUUUGGGGGCGCUGGCCUGGGGCGGGGCUUGCCCCUCAGGUGGGGGCAGGUCUCGCCGCAGGGCGGGACUUUGCCGCGGGUCAGGUGGGGGCGGGGCUUGUCGUUGGGCGGGACCUGCCACAGCCCCCUGCGAAGAUCCCAAGCCGGGCGAGAGGUGCCAGCGUCCCCAUGGGGCUGUGCUUCCCGUGCCCCGCGGAGUCCGCACCGCCAUCCCCGAGCCCGUGGACGGUGUCAUGAAGCAUCACACACUAGAGGAGUGCUGUGCCGCUAACUCCAGCAUCUGCAGUCAGAUGGAUCUCAGCUGAGUGUCUCUUCUUCGGACUAAUGAAGAGUCAGACUUUGUAUCGUUAGUGCCCUUGAGAGCAGUGUGAAAACUAUACUAAAACUAUUCGUAAAAUUUUUGAUUUUCAAGCUUA
Molecule: messenger RNA, 833 nt
Organism: Myodes glareolus (Bank vole)
Lineage: Eukaryota; Metazoa; Chordata; Mammalia; Rodentia; Cricetidae
Source: RefSeq, a predicted model, not a curated record